UCCUAUAAUUUUAGGAUAAGGUCAGCAAGUUAUUUUCCUAAAGUAUUAUUUUUCCUCAAAACUGUGUAUUGCCAUUAUCACAAAAAAAACAAAAAAGUCUUAAACUUGAAUUCUGAAAACUAUCCAGAAGAAUUAUUAUAAAUUUCCGUAUGGUGGCAUAAAAAUGUUUUCCUACUCCUAUGAUAUCAACUUCUUUUUUUUUUUCUAAAACAGCAACUUUCCAUACACAGUGCCAUGAUUUUAUGAAAUGGGUGGUGAUUUGUUACCCUAACAUAUAAAAAAGGGGAAUAACAUAUGACACCUCUGCACUUAUGCAUCCCAUGAAAUGCUAAACUUUAUCAAACUGCAUAAUUUUAAAAUGAUGUGUUGAUUUGAGUGUUGUUAUUUUCAUUUGCACAUAACUUUAUCUUUGUUCAAUCCAUGUUUGUCAUAUAUUGCAGCAAAAUUGUAUAUUAUAUUCUUGUCCAACUUUUUGGUUGGUUUUCUUGACUGAUUUUUAAUAUUUCUUUUUUCAGCACUCAGAACUUUAUAACAAUUCGGUUUCAUUUAUGAUUCUGAAAAAUCUAUAAAUUUUACUCAUGUUAACUAUAUAGCCUUAGUUGCCUCUUAGAUUUCCAUUCCUUGCUUCACAGAUAUUUUUCUUGCUUGAUUAAUUCAUUUCAUUUUUAGUAUAUGAAAAUAAUAAAUAUAAAUUUACAAUAAUGAUGGAAAGUGCAACAAUAUGGAUGGGAGCUAUUACUGAAGAAAUGGAUACAACUUUUAUUACUGAAGCUUUUAGUAACAUGGGCUACAAUGUAAUCGAAGUAAAAGAAAUUUUUCAUAAAACAACUGGUGCUCGAGCGAACUAUUGUUUUGUGGAUUUCGGGGAUAUCAAUAUAGCAAGGGAAGUGCUGAUCAAAAUAAACAAUCAACCAAUACCAGGAACUGAGGGGAAGAAAUUUAAGUUGAACAGAUCAGAAUAUGGAAGAAGUUCGGGAGGCAGCGUUGAGUAUUCUUUAUUUGUUGGAGAUAUUACAUCUGAAGUUACUGAUGACCACUUGUUGGACUUCUUUCGUGUUAGGUAUCCGUCUGUGCGAGCUGCUAAAGUUGUCAAGGACAAAUCUGGAAAGCCGAAAGGAUUUGGUUUUGUGCGUUUCUUUGAUGAAGAAGAACAUGAACGAGCCUUAAAAGAAAUGCAAGGGAUGAAAGGUCUGGGACAAAGAGAAAUACGAGUUAAUAAAGCAUCAAAAGGAAAGAGUCAACUUGCGAAUCAGUUUGGUAAUCCAGCAAGUGGUAUGGAUCCCUCAGCAUUUCCUGGCUGGAUGCAGAUGCAAAUGAAUUACAUGCAACAAAUGCAUCAAUACAUGCAACAAUGUCAGCAGUUUGCACAACAAGCAGCUACCUACGCUGGUUGGCGUCAGCCAACUUCACAAAAUGAUACAAAACAGCAGUCUACCCCAGAAGCCACAAUAAAUUUCUUGCAGCAACAACACGAGCAGAUGGUCUCUCAGAGUGCAAAUGUUAACGAAGAUUUAGAACUAGUCGAUCCCAACCCUCCCGUCGACGUUGCAGCUUUGAAUCAAGAAAUUAUAGAUCGUGAUGACAGAUUGUUUUUCGAAAUGGAAGCAUCAAAGUGGGAUUUUGAGACUUGUGUGUUAGGAGCUUUGGAACAAAGACCAAUCAGGGCCAAAUAGAGUGGUAGUGAAUGCCAACAUCAAAAAUGUUAUGGUUUUGUUUAAUGGCUGAAAGUCGAAUUCCUGGGAUAGUGCGGAAAAUGAGUGCACAGUUUCAACCAUUCCUUAUUCGCAAAAUACUCGACCGCUUGACCUGAUGAUCCAUUCUAACUCGUUUUUUGGAGUCAAUCAAGAUUUGAGAAAUGUGUACUGGUUUAUUGUUGCAUUAGACUAAACUUAGAAGAAGACAGACGAACCUGUAAAAUAAUACUUACGACGGUUUAAACACAAUGUUCGCUCAACGACGUUGUAUGUGGACAAAUGUACGAAAUAAAGAGACAAGAAUGACUCGAAAUCGAAAUGAAAUUUGUUUUUUUAUUUAGAAAAAUCAAAUAUCAUUUUUACAAUUCGAUCUUUGCUUUCAGUUA
Molecule: messenger RNA, 2080 nt
Organism: Hydractinia symbiolongicarpus
Lineage: Eukaryota; Metazoa; Cnidaria; Hydrozoa; Anthoathecata; Hydractiniidae
Product: tRNA selenocysteine 1-associated protein 1-like
Exons: 14
Coding region: 702-1673 (323 amino acids)
Molecular function (GO): RNA binding
Source: RefSeq, a predicted model, not a curated record